Molecule: messenger RNA, 1000 nt
Organism: Pseudovirgaria hyperparasitica
Lineage: Eukaryota; Fungi; Ascomycota; Dothideomycetes; Acrospermales; Acrospermaceae
Exons: 2
Coding region: 240-848 (202 amino acids)
Source: RefSeq, a predicted model, not a curated record
GGAAGUCACACGUCGCUGCGGUCCAAGCGUCGUGGUCUUGGCAUUGCCAUGACAUCGAUUGACCGCAAACCUACCCUGAUGUCCUUUUCUUCAAUACCAUUAUGCCGGAUUGUUCAAUAUGUUAACGCACGCGAAAGUUGACCACCUCCAUACAUCGGGAUGUGGCAUUGCCACAAAAGAAAUCAUCUCAAUGAUCAGAUGGAAACCUCUAUGCCUCGAAAAUCCUCGUCGAAGACAAGAUGAAGAAAUUGUCGUCCCAAAAUCAAGUACAGGACCUUAAAACGCUUACGCCAUCAACAAAGCCUCCACGUAUGCCCAUGGACACCUGGCUAUUGGAGUCGCUAGGUGCCACCAAGUCGCAGACACUGAACAUCCUUAUUCCAGAUGGCAUUUUGUCUUGUGAAACAGGUGUCCGCACCUUGUUUCUCUCGGUUGAAUGUACGAGCGUCGGCGAAACCUUGUCUCUUCGCCUCUGCUUCCGACAUGUAUCGCUCCACGUGAGGAUACUGCCACAGACAGUCCUUGCAGUCGCAGCUGUAGGGGUGACCGAUCCACCAUCCAGGACCAUUUGUUCGCACUCGAAAGUACUUGGUGCGGCUAUCAAGCAUCACUUCAUCGACCCCGCUGCUGACACUGAUGAGUUUUCCUUCGCUGUCCAUCGGUGCGUGUUAGUCGUACGUUUGUACUUAUCAAUAGAGGUAAGAAUCUUACCAUUUGUCGUCAUCAUAUUCGAUAAUAUGAUAACCAAAGGGGUUUUCAGCAGCUCCUACAAGAGCGAUAGCCAGAGCUGCGACAACUGUACUGAGGCGCAUGUUGUUGAUCUUUGGUCCGUAUGUAAGGGGUAUUAGGUGAGUGUUCCCCUCCGUAUGUGUGUGUGAUUCCAGUCGAUCAAGUACUUCGUGUACUUGUCUUCCAAAGUGAUGUUAAGUCAGAAGUCAGAAGUCAGAAAUUGGAGAAUCAGCGUAAGAAGAGUGAUGAGAGGCGCAGCAAAGAAUCAGUA